Messenger RNA from Cryptomeria japonica (Japanese cedar), 1828 nucleotides. RefSeq names its product xylose isomerase. Bases 150 to 1598 code for a protein of 482 amino acids. Gene Ontology annotation, biological process: carbohydrate metabolic process. Lineage: Eukaryota; Viridiplantae; Streptophyta; Pinopsida; Cupressales; Cupressaceae. The transcript has 20 exons. The record is from RefSeq and is a predicted model, not a curated record. Gene Ontology annotation, molecular function: xylose isomerase activity.
CAAUGCCGAUAGACUGGCACAUUAAAUUUCACAGUCCAUUGAUCUAGGGACCGACUCACAUAUCAAGAUGUAUUAGAUAUAUGUAUAUUUUUCACUCUCACUGAGGUUAUAAUCCUACGACUGAAAUUGAAAAAUUUCUUCCAGGAAUAAUGAAACCUGCAAUGCGUCUGCAUUUCCUGUUCUUUUGUUUCUUUGCAACAAUCCUUGUUAAGGGUGAGUUAAUAGCUGAUCAAACAUGCCGGGCUGAGCCCAGCCUGGUAUCUGAUGGCGGGCUUCAUAAGGAGUGGGAAGGGGAAUUCUUUCCUGAAAUUCCGAACAUUAAGUAUGAGGGUCCAUCAAGUAAGAAUCCUUUGGCCUACAAAUGGUACAAUGCAGAUGAGGAGAUUCUUGGAAGGAAAAUGAAGGAUUGGCUGAGAUUUAGUGUUGCUUUUUGGCACACAUUCCGUGGCACUGGAGCUGAUCCAUUUGGAGCUCCAACCAAAAGUUGGCCGUGGGAAGAUGGCACUAACUCAUUAUCCAUGGCUCUAAGAAGAAUGAAAGCAAAUUUCGAGUUUUUAACUAAAUUAGGGGUGGACUACUGGUGCUUUCAUGAUCGUGAUAUUGCCCCUGAUGGUAAAACACUCAUGGAGUCAAAUGCCAAUCUUGAUGCUGUUGUGGCACUUGCAAAGAAGCUUCAGGAACAAACUGGUAUUCACCCAUUGUGGGGAACUGCCCAAUUGUUCAUGCAUCCUCGUUACAUGCAUGGAGGUGCUACAAGUCCAGAUGUACAUGUCUAUGCAUAUGCUGCAGCUCAGGUCAAGAAGGCAAUGGAGGUGACGCAUGAACUUGGAGGAGAGAACUUUGUUUUCUGGGGUGGAAGAGAGGGUUAUCAAACGCUACUGAAUACCGAUCUAAAAAAAGAACUUGAUCAUAUGGCUAGCUUUCUCCAAGGGGCUGUGAACUGGAAGAAAACAAUUGGUUUUAAUGGGACACUUCUGAUUGAACCCAAGCCACAAGAGCCUACAAAACACCAGUAUGACUGGGAUGCUGCAACAACGACGGGGUUCUUGCAAAGAUAUGGUCUUGCAGGAGAAUUCAAAUUGAAUAUCGAGUGCAAUCAUGCAACCCUUUCAGGGCACAGCUGUCAUCAUGAGCUGGAAAUUGCACGAAUUUAUGGGAUGCUUGGUAACAUUGAUGCAAACACAGGGGAUGCACAAACAGGAUGGGAUACUGACCAAUUUCUUGUGGAUGUUGGAGAGGCAACUUUGGUCAUGAUGACUGUUAUCAAGAAUGGUGGGCUUGCACCUGGUGGCUUCAACUUUGAUGCGAAAUUGCGGAGAGAGAGUGUGGAUGUAGAAGAUCUAUUCAUUGCUCAUAUAUCAGGCAUGGACACUCUUGCAAGAGGCUUGAGGAAUGCAGCUAAACUCUUGCAGGAUGGGGAAUUGACAAAGCUUGUUGAAAAGCGUUAUGAAACCUUCACUUCUGAAAUAGGAACUCAGAUUGAGAAAGGAGAGAUCAGUUUUGAGGAGCUUGAGAACAAAGUUAAAGAGUGGGGUGAACCCCGUCUUACUUCAGGGAAACAGGAACUCGCUGAGAUGAUUUUUCAUUCUUACUUGUAAAUAUGAAGCUGUUGUCUAGAUGGAUCUAAACAUGUGUACCCAAUCCAUUAUCAGGAUAGGAAUUAUGGAGCCACUUAUGAUGAGUGUAGGGAGAAAUGUAUUCUUUCUUUUGUAUUGUGGUAGGAUAUCCAUGGAACAUGUGAUACUUCAGUGCUGCUGCCUAACUAUGUUUCAGUUACAUUCACAGUACAAAUAACUCAAGUAAAAUAACAUACCAUCAGUUUUUAUGA